This is a messenger RNA of Bradysia coprophila, 1121 nucleotides long. RefSeq names its product TIP41-like protein. Gene Ontology annotation, cellular component: cytosol. The record is from RefSeq and is a predicted model, not a curated record. NCBI's taxonomy places the organism in Eukaryota, Metazoa, Arthropoda, Insecta, Diptera, Sciaridae. Gene Ontology annotation, biological process: TOR signaling.
UAUAAAAGAACGUAACCAAAAAUUUGACUGAAGUGACAUGGGGGACAGGAUUAUUAUUUAAUGGAAAUUUUUCGAUGGUUGUUUCUAUUCGAAAUUCAUUGAGCGAAAUUUCUGUUAGGUUCGACUUAUAACUGCUGUGAUUGCUUACAAAAAAUGGAUAUUUCUAAUUCCAAGACUCCGAUUCUACCACGAGAUUCCGAAACGUUUAUGUUCAAUGAUUGGCACAUUUACUACAACAAAUCGCACAUUCUGAAGAGUAUUUGUCCACAGGACGGAAAAUGUACACUGGACGACGUAAAUUGUUGUGAGCGGUGCAAAUUCGAGUACUCUCUUCAACUUCCACACCUUCCCGACAUGGUCUUUCCCAAAAACAUUCUGACCGUCACAUUCAAAACUGGUAUUCGUCUCGAAUUUAAUGCACUGGAUGCACUGAAGUGCGUUGAAAGUUGUAAGAAAGGACCACAAGUUGCAUGCGCUGAAGAAUGGCAGGAGUCUCGACCUCAAAAUUUAUUAAGUGAAAAGGUGAAACCAUUCGAUUGGACUUUUUCGUCGGAUUAUCAGGGUACCAUCGGUGAAGGAUUCGUGGUGGAAACUACUGAUAUGAAAUUGGACAUUUUCAAGUUGAUGAAAAAGGAGGCAAUUUUAUUCUAUCACGAUCUCACACUGUUCGAGGACGAAUUGCACGAUCAUGGAAUUGCAUCUUGUUCCGUUAAGAUUAGGGUCAUGCCAUCGGGGUUUUUCAUUUUGUUAAGAUUCUUUUUGAGGGUGGAUGAUGUGCUCAUACGAAUCAAUGACACCAGAUUCCACUACGAAAUCGAAAACAAUUACAUUUUAAAGGAGUUCACGAGCAAGGAAGCUCCAGUCCAGAAACUCCAGCAUGUUCCACCAGCCCUAUUUGUCACGCCCAGUGAAAUCGAGAAACAUCUGCCAGUCUUGACCAAAACUACGCAAAAAAUAAUAUUUCCGAAGUGAAGACAAGCGAUUAAAAUAAACGGUCUCUAGAAGCCUCGUCUCUAGAAAGUCCUUUGUGGAAUUUAUUUGUUUAAGUUAGCGAUAGGUUUUUUUUACGAAAUCGUUUCAUUAUAUAUCUGUCAUCAGCAUACACAAAUCAAAGAAUCGUU